Molecule: messenger RNA, 3847 nt
Organism: Eucalyptus grandis
Lineage: Eukaryota; Viridiplantae; Streptophyta; Magnoliopsida; Myrtales; Myrtaceae
Product: disease resistance protein RUN1-like
Exons: 7
Coding region: 101-3847 (1248 amino acids)
Biological process (GO): defense response; signal transduction
Molecular function (GO): ADP binding
Source: RefSeq, a predicted model, not a curated record
UAUCCAAAACUUCAGCUCAUUUCUUAUCCGGGCCACACCACAACCUCCUCUUUUUCUCUUUAGGGGUGAGAGAUAUCCGGAAGGAAUAAGCUUCCUAGCUAUGGCAAACUUGGAGGCUGGAACAAAUAGUGACAUUGCACGGGAAUUAGAAGAUGUUGGGGUCCGUGUAUUCAGGGACGAAGAUGAACUCCACGUCGGUGAAGUGAUUGGUGAAAACAUUCUACGUGCUAUUGACAACUCUAUAAUCUACAUACCCAUCUUCUCUCCGACUUAUGCUUCCAGUAAAUGGUGCCUUCGUGAGCUUGUGCACAUAAGACAGAAUUUGUCCCAAUCAGAGGGUCAAAAAUGCAUCUUUCCCAUUUUUUUUCAUGUAGAACCUGAUGAUGUCAAGCUUAAGACUCAAAGGUACAUUGAAGACUUUUUGAGGCAUGAGAAGGAGUCUCCCAAUGAAGUCGAGGCAUGGAGAGAGGCUCUUGCGAAGGUUGACGAAAUUAAGGGAUGGAAGGUGAAAAAGGAUCAAAGCCAAGCAACUAUUGUCAAGUUGGUUGUUAAAAAGGUUUUGGAGGAACUGAAGACAAAACAAAAAUCAUUGCCUGAACAUUUAGUUGGACAUAAUGAUCGGGUGAAAUACUUGAAAGAAUUAUUAGAUGUCAAACAAUUUGAUGUGCGGCUCAUUGGAAUUUAUGGAAUGGGUGGUACGGGUAAAACAACUAUUGCCAAGGUUGUCUUCAAUAAAUUAUGUUCCCACUUUGGAAAGUGUUGUAGCUUCCUUGAGGACAUUCGAGAAAGGUCGAUCAAGGAGGGCAUCGUCCAUUUGCAAAAGAAAUUACUAUCUGACAUUGGUGGUUCUAGAUCUAUAGAAAAAAUUGAAGAUAGUGAAGAAGGAAUGAGGAGGAUUGGAGCAACACUUAGCAAUAAGAAGGUCCUUGUAGUUCUAGAUGAUGUUGAUGAGAAAGUUCCCAUUAAGAAUCUAAUAGGAAAUUCCAAAUUACAUCGAGGAUCUAGGAUAAUCAUUACAUCAAGAGACAAAGAUAUUUUGCAAGAUGGGGGAUUUGAAUGUGAUAUUCAACACUAUGAGAUGCUAAAGAUGGAUGAUGUUCUUGCACUUCGGCUUUUUUGUCGGCAUGCCUUUGAUAGAGACGUUCCUUUGGAUCAUUAUAGUGACCUUUCUAGUAAAAUUGUCUCCCUUAUGGAAGGGCUUCCUUUGUCUAUCGAAGUCGUGGGUUCGUUACUUAAGGGGAGAGACAAAAUUUUUUGGAAAGAAAUGUUGGUCAGGUUAAGUGAAGAACCUGAGAAAAAGAUUCUUGAUAAGUUGAGGAUUAGCUAUGAUGACCUAGAAUAUGAGCAGAAACAAAUUUUUCUUGAUAUAGCAUGCUUCCUUUUCAAUGAGAAGAAGACUGAUGCAACUUACACAUGGACGGACUGUAAAUUUUAUCCCACAAGAGGAAUUGAAGUUCUUAUCAAGAGGUGCUUGAUAAAGAUAUUAGAUAAUGAUAAGUUCUGGAUGCAUAAUCAACUCAUAAACUUGGGAAGGCAUAUUGUCCGUCAAGAAAGUCCAUCCAACCCAGGAAAGCGGAGUAGGUUGUGGGUUGCAGACGAGGCGCUUGGAAUCAUAAAAAGCAAAAAGAGGAAGGACAAGGUUCAAGCAAUUAAGCUAGAUGGAUUGAAUUACCCCAUAGAGAUUAAAAAUGAAGAGUUUGAGAGGUUACAAAAUUUGAGACUCCUCGAAUUAGGGAAUGGAACUUAUGAUGCGGGCUUGGCAAAGUGUUGUUCAAAGUUGAGAUGGAUUUCUUGGCAUUCUCCUCAUUGGGAUUUGAGAGGAGACAACAUAGAUUUGAAUUGUCUAGUUGUUUUUAAACUUCACAAUACUAACUUCACAGAUGAUGCAAAAGCAUGGGAGUUGAUCAAGAUGGCACAGAAUUUGAAAGUUCUAUCUCUUACUCAAUGUGGUGGCAUAACGACAAUCCCAAACUUCUCUAAAUGCUCGAGUUUAAAGAAGUUGAUUCUUUCGCAUUGCGACAAGCUAAAGAGAGUUGAAAGCUUCAUUGGAUAUCUAAAGUCAUUGGUUGAGUUAGAGAUUGAAUGUUGUAAGGGUCUUACAGAUUUGCCUGAAGAAGUGGGGGCACUAGUGAAGCUUAAGCGCUUCUCAUUGAGGGGAUGUUCUGGGUUGAGAGACCUUCCAUGCUCACUUGGGAAUUUAACCUCAUUGAUUGAAUUAGACUUAUCAAAAACGGGCAUUGCCAAACUUCCAAACUCCAUGAAGGGACUACUAAAACUGAAGUCUUUUCUUCUAAUUGACAUGGCAAUGAAGGAAUUUCCCAAAUUCAUUGAAAAGUUAAGAUCAUUUCGCAUAUUGAGUUUACCAAAAAAUGGAUCAUAUUCUCCGGAGCAUCAUGUUUGGCAGUUACCUAGUGGCAUCAGCAUGUUGGAAAUUCUUGAAGAGCUGGAUCUCUCUGGGCGUGAUGAUAUGACAAGUGAAACUCCUAUUGGAAUUGGAGAUUUGUCAUCUUUUAGAACCCUAAAUUUAACUAGCACCCAAAUUUGCGAGAUUCCAAGGAAUAUCGACAUGCUUCAUCACCUCCAAACACUAAACUUAAGAAAUUGUAAUGAGAUCCAAGGGUUCUUGGAGCUUCCCUCAAGGACGAUGUUUGAUCAACAUGCUUCAUCACCCCCAAACUUCAGGUGGGCAGAAUUACUUCCUUCCAGCUUGAUAUUGAGAAAUUUGACGACUUUAGAGUUCUAUUAUGUUCAAGUGGAAGAAAUUCCACUUGAUAGACUUCCAGGACUGGAGAACUUAACUGUUGACGGUUGUGAACUGCUUCAGAUAUUAACCAUUUCUUCAGAAAGCCUACAGCAAGCUCAUGUGUCGUCUUGUCCGGAUCUAGUUGAAAUAUCAUUUUCCUUUUCGGAAAAAUUGGAGUCUUUCUUCGUUUUUCAAUGCGGAUCUCUGGAGACAAUAAAAUGGCUAGAUUGCGUGAAAAACCUGGAGAAAUUGGAAAUCCAACAGUGCGAUGAACUUACUGAUGUUUGCGGCCUAAAGCAUCCAAAGUCUUUGAAAUCCUUGGAGGUCACGCAAUGCCCAUCAUUGAGGAGGUUGAUUGAUGACCCUUGCGCCAAUAUACCAAAUGAUUGCCUCGUCAAAGUCCAGGGGUGUGGAGACAUUUUCAAAGAUUCCACUCCGAGUGGUCCACCUGGAGUGCCUUUGUCGCAUUACUUAUCGGAGAUUUUUCUAGAUACAUCAAACAAGGAGAUUCAGGACGAGCUCUCCCACGUCCCCAAUUUACCUGACCUGGCGAAUCAAGCCCCAGCAGACGAAGAUGACUCGUAUGGCAUAGGUGGGAGCGUGAAUCGCCCAUUAAAGCGUCAAAUGAAUGAAGAGGGAGACAAUGAACGAGACGGAGGAGGCGGAGGAGGAGAGCGAGCCUCGCAGGGUGACGGCAAUCUCAGUGGUCGUGGGUCGAUGGAAGAGAUCUUGACCUCGCUUGUUUUGCCUGAUGAGGAAGAGAAGCGCGAGAGGGAGAGCUGCUUCAUUGAGUCCCUGCAAGGCAAGGCCACCCUGGCAUCGAACUCGAAUGAAGGGGUCCGAGCGAUGGGCGGUUACUACUGCCACAUCCAGGAGCAUUACGACGAUGCAAACGAAAUCGAGAUGAGGAAGAACAAGCGCGUCAGGCAGUCAGGCGCCCCUGUGGCGGCAGCGGCAGAGCCACGCGCUGUCGCCGAGCGUGGGCUAGCGGUGGCGUCUGCGGGUGGAGGACCGCUCGAAGGACUGGUAAGAGCAAUGCAACAGCCCAGAGUUCCCAGAGGAGGAAUUUUGGCGCGCUUUCCGGAUGAGCAAGGCCACGUUUGA